Molecule: messenger RNA, 492 nt
Organism: Pelobates cultripes (western spadefoot toad)
Lineage: Eukaryota; Metazoa; Chordata; Amphibia; Anura; Pelobatidae
Source: the annotation of a GenBank genome assembly
AUGGCGACAUUGGAUGAAAUCCUUGAGUGCUUCUGGGCUAAACUUGAAGCCUGCACCAGAUUACCACCAUCAGCUGCCCAAUCGGCACAGGAGGCUCAGAGAAAUCAGGGAGAGGAGCUAGAAAAGCCUUUACAGGGCAAGAAGACUCCCCAUGCAGCAGUGAAUACGAGAGCACGCCCACAGGGACAGAGAAAGAACAGGGCCACAGCUCCGGCGCAAGGCCCCUACAGGCGAAAGACCACAAAACACCAUAGUCGGCGACACAGACAGAGGGCUUCCUGCCGCUUCCUCCACCGGAAGAAAUCAGACACCCUGUUGCCACAACCCUGGGAAAAAAGCCGGGAACGCUCGACCUGGCCCAACACCCGCUACAGGGGACCGAUAGUGGCCAUUGCACACCCACUGACUACCCCUCAGCAUUCCAGCAAACCGCUGAAACUACACCUCCACACCAAGUCUCCAUCUCAAGCCUCCAGGGUGGACAUUGACUGA